Molecule: messenger RNA, 3940 nt
Organism: Astrephomene gubernaculifera
Lineage: Eukaryota; Viridiplantae; Chlorophyta; Chlorophyceae; Chlamydomonadales; Astrephomenaceae
Source: the annotation of a GenBank genome assembly
CUAGCCCUCAGCCGCCUCCACCCCCACCUCCCAGCCCCCAGCCUCCUUCACCCCCACCGCCCAGCCCUUCGCCUCCUUCGCCCAACCCUCCUGCCUUGCCUUCGCCCUCUCCUCCUGUUCCACCGCCGCCACCCGCUAAGGUCAUCUCUGCUAACAAGCAGGUGACCUUCACCCCAUCGUUCUGCUCCUCAUCCCUGGUUGAUGUGCCCUUUGACACGACCAAUAGCACCGAUUUCGCUCUUUACGAUGUCGUAUUAAAGAUUACAUUUCUGUACGACACCUUGUUUGAUGAUAGCGACGCCGUUGUGAUCGCCAUGAGGGUUGUGUACGGCAGCUCAACGAAUCCAGAUCUGCCCCCACGCACCGAAACCAUUGCGGGCACUUUCUACAGCCCUUCUAGCUCGACCACCGUCGAGGAAACCUACACAUUUUCCACAGCCUCCAAGCUCUCGGUUAUCAGCGUGUGCUGCAACUCGGCGAACCGCUUAGCAGGUGUCCUGCUCACCUUUGCUGACGGCUCCUCCACUGCAGCGGGACGCUGCAGCCAACCUAACGGCGGCGCUGCCAUUGUUCCCAAGGCCGGUUGGCUUGGAGGCCUCAAGGGUAGCCGAGGAGCCAUCCUGGGAGACCUCUCCUUUGCUAUUGUCGGACCAAUCGCCCCUUCGCCGCCUCCAGCUCCUUUCGUUCAAGGCCGCAUGCCGCCGCCCUCGCCACCGAACCCACAUCCGCCGAAUCCCCCGUCACCCAGCCCCCCGCUACCUCCCAGCCCGCCUCCUCCAUCGCCUCCUGGACCUCCCAGCCCUCCAUCGCCCCCAGCUCCCCGGGCUCCGAACAAGCCCCCUCUGCCGCCACGACCGCCGUCGCCGCCUCCGCCACCGCCUUUCCUGCCCUUCCCGCCACCGCCGCCGAAGGGCAAAAUACCACCUCCGCCAUCACGUAGACCGCCACCGCCGCCUACGGUUAAGGCACUAGAGGCUGCGUUUACCACAGCGGUGAAAACAGACUAUCCAAAGAUAGUCAUGGGCCUGCCGCCCAAGAUUCCAAACCUAGCACCAGCCGCAAAACAGGUUUUGAUUGGCCCCAGCAUUCCCAUCGCUCGUGACCCCGCCGGGUCGAACGUCAUCACGGCCACGCGCUACGGCAAGGGUCGCUUAGUUGUAUUUGGCGGUCAGAAAAUGGUCAUAAAUUGCUGUCAGCCCACACUUGAGCCGCCUUCCGAGCCGUACAUGGACAAGCUGAUUGCAAACGCGAUUACGUGGGCUGCAUGGUACGGCACUAAGGUUGGCAAGGCGGUUCUGCGUGUCGCAGACGCCAAGUACCUACCCAUGGCGAGGUACCUCGUUCAGACCUAUCCCCAGUACUACGAGACAACUAUUGAAGCCAAAAUCGCCUCCCUGGAGUUGCCCCUAACAACCUUCCUCAAGGGCGGCUACAAGAACUGUGACGUAUACAUCGUUGGGCCGCACGAUGUGGCCUACCUGCAGAGCGGCAUCCAGGCCGUCCUUCAGAACUAUGUGCACAGCGGCAAGGGCCUGAUCGUUGUCGGUCCUGACGCCAUGCCCAACAUCUUUACUGAUGGUGGAGACGUUAGCAGUCAGGCGGCUGCUGGUCGGCGGCUUCUGCGGAAUGCGGAUGCGGCGGCUGCUGCCGAGUCCCUGGAAGCUCCACGUGUGCAGCUGCAGCUGCCGGAGACCAUCAGGCGCCAGCUGCAGACGUCUACUACCACCGUACUGGUAAACUACGUCACUGCCCCCAUGGGCAUUAUUACCACAAGCAGUGUCUCCGAUGCCGGUGGAAUGCUGGACCUGUCCCUACCCGCUGAGCAGGCCAACGCCGUGCUAGCAGCCCAGCAACUCUUAUUGUACGUGCAAGGCAGGCUGGUAAUGGCUCCCACGGCACUUUCAGCUGCUGUCAGCUCAAUCAUCCUGGCCCGGACAACUGUGCCGCGAACCACGCCAGGAACCACCCAGCUCUGGAGCUUUCUGGACCAGGUGGAUGUGGCGUACAGCAAAUACCCCGCUUUCUCGCCGCCGCCGCCGCCGCCACCACCAACGCGGCUGCUUCCACCCCCUACUGCUAUGCCGCCACCAAAGCCGCCACCCCCCGGCGCUUUGCCGCCCAACGUUGUGUUCAUCGGGUGCUUUGCGGAGAAUACAGCCGCACGCGUUGUGUCCACUGCAGUAAUGACUGCGUCUCGGGUCAACAGCGUUGACAGGUGCAUGAACGCGUCUGUGGCCCUCAACCCUGCCGGGCCACGGCCGUUUGUGGUCCUGGGGAUGUACCGGACCAACUGCUACGGCUCUUCCGGCGUGACUGCUGCCUUGCUGGCAUCGCAGCUUCCCGACUCAAACUGUGACGUCAGCUGCGCUGGUGCACCCAUACAACGCUGCGGUGGCAGCAAUUCGACCGCCACUGUCGCAAUAACCAGCUUAUACCGCGUGGUUUGGUAAGACAGCAAGAACUGCUUUUAAAACUUGAGUGUUUGUAUUGGAGCUUGCUAGUCUGCCGCCGUUACAACGGUUGAGGGGCUAUGCAAGCGCCGGUCGUUGCAACAGACGACCGUCGGCCCCGAUGGCCGUGGAAAACCCUACAAACUCAUUGUUUGCAGGCAGCGAUAUUGCAAUACUGCUAUAUAUUGUUUGUUGCGCUGGUUUUGCACGUUUGUGAGCAAGUUGUAGAAAGAAGCAGGAUGCUUCCAGUUACCUUCCGUACAAGUUGAAUUUGUUGGCCCUGUGCUCAUGCCCCUUCAUUUAUACGGUAACUCGUCUCUGAUGCUGAAAAUUUGUGGCCAGCAACGUUUCAGUUUAAGGGGCAUCCCGACUGGACCUGAGGCGUCCUUGUACGUCAUUACGGCUGCCAUGCAGUCGUCACUUACCGUGUUACGCUCUACCUGAUGGCUAUCUAAACGUUGACUGCGCGCGUGUUUCCUGUGAUGCGGUGAAAUAAGGUGAUCUGCGCUGCAUACGACCGGCGCAAAGUAUGUAGGGCUGCGGUGGCUAGCCAAACGUAUUCGUGGUUAUUAGCCGCCGUACAUCCUUAGUUUCCGGACUGGAACAAGGCAUCGGUUUGCGCCGUGCAUAUUGAUGUAGAGGGACGUUAGCUGCAUGCAGCUGUCCCGUGGGCUGCGCCAUGCACGAGGCAGCAGGAAUGGGGCCAAUGCAAGGAUUAGAGCAAUGACCAACGCAAUGUCCGGGCCCCGUUGGCGGGUGCACACGGGGAUUGCAUGGUUCAGGGAUACAGACUGUGUGCGAUGCUCGUGGCUUCAACGGAUGGAUGAUGCGAUGACCUUGAGGUGUCCUAUGUAUGGCGAACAUGAAACCUAAGUGUGCAUGACGAGCGAGCGUGCGUAUUUUCAAAACCUGGCCGUGAAUGUGUAUGCUUGCGUGAUGCUUCAGUUACAGUUACAGUCUGUACGCGGGUACAGUGUGUCCGUACGAGCCAGAGGGACCACGUGACAGCAUGAACGGUGUGAGGUGUCUCCUGCUGCUCGGUAUACUGCGGUUGCAGCUUCUCCUGGGCUAUGGUGCAGUCGGCGGCACUUCCGUGUACGAAACAUGGUUUUCGUCGUAUGACCGACAUCCUUGCCCGCUGUCUCCUUGCCAGUCAUUCGGUUUUCUUGCAUGUUAUUAGUUAGCAAUGUUAGGUUGCUAUUUGCUGCGGGAUGUGUUACUUGCUUGCUUGGAGAUGUCUGUGUGAACUAGUUUGUCCAUAAUGUUUGGUGCGUGCUGUCGAGCGCCUGCAUCAGGAAAGAAAUAUUUCAUGGGGCGCCGGACGUAGCUGUUAUCUGGUAAUGGCCCGUACGAACAUGGGCUUCAGGGAGCAGCAAGCACUGCCCGGCUGCCCAGAUGCAUGAGCGGUCACUCCUCAGAGAUGCUCAUCUCGCCUGCCCUGUCCCUCAUUCCACGGACAGCUCAGAUCAUGUGUAAGAAGCCACUGCCUA